GGUCCUCUUCUAUUGAAAACCACAGGCUGUCUCGGGGUCUUCCUAAGGUCAGCCCGAGUGAUGGGGAUAGGGGGAAACUGUGGACCACUUGGCCAGCCAGACCAUGGGCAAUGCCAAAAAGUUCAAUUGACAAACAUUUUACCUCAUUCUGCACAAUGCAUUUUUUUUAUGAGAGCACACUUCACAUGCAGAAUUGUAUAACUUUUAGAGUUGCCAGCGUGGCCACUUUCUGAAGGUGAAUGAAGGGAUGGUGGCUAGAACAAACCCUUGACGCAGUGAGGCAAAGCCUAAAGCCUCUUCCUGAGCCACAGCAUUGCAGAUGGUGACACAUUGCUGUAGUCUAAACAGGAUGGGGCAUACUGUGGGCUAGUCAUGGUAGACUACUAAACGCCUUCCUCUUCAAUGGAUGAUCCAUAAUUUGCAGAGGAGCUAACACACCUAGAGGAGGCUCAGAGAGAGUUGAGAUAGGCUAGAUGUAAGGCCUAGAUUUCAAUCAUUAUUUGAGUUAGUUAACUUUUUUGACAUCUCCUCUGUUAGUCUUUUGAGUUGCCACUUGCUAAUUGCCAGGAAGUGGACUAAUGGAGCCUGUUUGAACAAAGAGAAAUGAGCGCAUCUGGAAGGAUGUUAUUUGCGACAAUAUUGUCAUGGUGCCCACCUUCCUUGCGCGGACAGUUGGGACUGCGCGCCACAUGAGUCAACAGGUGAAGAAACAGUCCGUGCAAUUUGGAAUCCUUGGGUUAGGGUUAGAGUUUAUGGACGUCCCAAGGAUCCCCAAUAGCACUCACCGUGAAGAAACCCCUGGCUGCUGUGUUUUUUUGGGUUGGGUUGCAGACUUGCUGGUGUCGAUGUCAAGUUUUGGUGGCUAAAUAACACGUACUAAUAAAUGUGAAGAAAAAAGUUUCCUUAAAAAAAAGUGGCUUUAGCCUAUAAACUAUGAUUUAUUUUCAUAAUUUGUCUUCUACGCCAUGGCGGAUUGAGGCCUCAACCGAUGAGAGAUACUUUUACACUCCACAAGCGGUUAUUUAAGUAAGAGUUUACAGCCCAACAAUAGUUUGAAGACUUCAAGGCUGUCUUUGAGGACAGUUGAACAUUUUACCCUCUCUAUUCGCCUGGUUGAGAACUGUGUGUAGUUCGAGAGCACUUGAGAGAAUGGGAGAGCAGAGGCUGUGAGACAAAUUGUUGUUUUAGAACUGGGCGGCGCUCUCUCUCUAUCCCGCCACUCGACUGACGUGCCCGAACUUGUACGACCGACACCUGAUCCCUUCGGUCGCUGCAGACUAGGCACGGAAGUAUCAAAGUUACCCAAUAAACAUACAAAUGCGAUGCAAUUAAUGAAGGACUCGGUGGAAAAGUAAGAGCUUACAAUUAUAUCACAGGGGAAUAGCGCGGAAUGCUGAGAAUGAUACGAGUUUGAUGGGACGGGAGAAUUUGGAGCUACAUACCCAAAUGGCCAAUUCUCUGCAGAGCUGUUCAAAUGUGGUUUUCACGUUGUGAUUACGCACCGCGUUCUGGUUCAGAGGAAGGAUAGCCUACUCAUGCUUUCUGCAUGAAAACACCUGAAUAAGGUAGCCUAUCCAAGAUGAUCAAUAUCUUUUAUACCAAUCAUUGCAUUUAGCAGAACCAUGUGCUCUCAACAUUGAGUGUAGGUUACCAUUGACCGUCAACUGUAAAGAGACUACAGGUUCCAAUGGAGCACAGGAAGCAGACGUUGAGUUCGCCCAAGGGCUUCGUCCCAGUGUUUGAGAUGCGCGGAACUCGUCCGAUACUUUUUCUACUAGUGCUGAUGUUUGUAGGGUUGGAUGGGGUCGGCGGACUCCCUACGUGUAGAAGGACAACGGAAGCUGGUGGGGGGUCUGUGGAGUCCCUGCGUUCUGUGAAGCAUCAUCCUGCGACAGGAGCGGCAUUGAGCCGCUCCAAACGCUACGCCAUCAACCCACUGGGACACAAGUGGAAGCAUUUCAACCUCACCUACAAGAUCGUGAAGUUUCCCAACACGCUGAACAAAGACAGCACCCGCAAGGCCAUCAGCAUUGCGUUCUCCAAGUGGAGCGACGUGUCCCCUCUCUACUUCGCUGAAAUCACAAACCCCAACAAGAGUGCUGACAUUAUCAUCGGCUUCUACACGUGGAACCACACAGACUGCUGGUGGUCUCCAUUGCACCCCUGUUUUGAUGGGUUGAACGGGGAGUUGGCCCAUGCCUUCCUGCCCCCGCGCGGGGAGAUCCACUUUGACAACCACGAGUUCUGGAUCCUGGGGAAGUCCCGCUUCAGCUGGAAACAAGGAGUAUGGUUGAAUGACCUGGUACAGGUGGCGGCUCAUGAGAUCGGGCACGCCCUGGGACUGUGGCACUCCCGUGACCCCCAGGCCCUGAUGCACCCCAAUGCCACCUACACGGGCCAGAGGAACAUUGCCCAGGACGACAUCUGGGGAAUCCAGCGCCUCUAUGGAUGCACGGACAAGAAGCGCGUGUGUGAUCCAUGGGCUCGCCUUGGCUUCUGCGAAAGGAGGAAGAGCUUCAUGAAGAAACACUGUGCCCGACGAUGUGACCUCUGCUAUGAGCCUCUUGAGGCCGUUGCCACGCCAACUCCACUGCCUGCCAACGUCAAGGUCAAGAUGGUUCCUCGUGGAAAGGUUGUGGGCUUCCGCUGUGGGACGAAGAAUCCUAGAUCGCCUCCCAAAGUCAGCUGGUACAAGGAUGGAGAACAGCUCCUGAUCUCUAUCCCCGGCUACAUCAUCAUGAAGGGCCGCGACCUCCGCAUCGUCGCCAACGAGUUUAACGAGGGCACUUACACCUGUCGCGUCCAUCGUAGUGGCAAUGUGGUCUCUGCAAACUCCUGGGCCAUCCGGCUGAAGCCUGAACAGCCCUCCAACAGUUGAGCUGAACGGAGUGAGUGAGGGAAGGGAAGAAUAAGAGCUGGGAAGGAAAGUAUGAGGCAUGGAGGAAAAGAGGACGAACCCACAGCUGUGCCACAUGUGCCUCUCCGCUAGCCGUAGUGGAAUACAGGUGGCAACAAUUAUAAUAUUAAAAGUGAACUCAGCAAUUUGACAUCAUCAUACACAGCAUGACGACUUCCUGCUUACAAAUAUUAACCUGAUGAUUCAAAUCUGCCAAGACUGCCACAUAUUGGACCUUAUUCACUCAGGGGUUGUGAGCUCUGAUUCAGAGGGUGUCAGGCGGUGCGUGUAGCUGGUGCAUGAAGUCAGGCGUAGGAGAGCAGAUAUGAGUGAACAACUCACUUUACUUGAGAAAAUAGCACAAAGUAACAAAACCAAUGUGCGAACAAUAAUGGUUGCCACACAACACGGGUGAACACAGCACCCGGGGGGAAAAAGCCGGAAACGUACCGAUCUUAACAAUAAACAAUCACACACAAAGACAUGGGGGAAACAGAGGGUUAAAUACAUGACCAGUAAUUGGGAAAUGAAAACCAGGUGUGUUGGAAACAUAGACAAAACCAAUGGAAAAUUAAAAGUGGAUCGGCGAUGGCUAGAAGACCGGCGACGUCGACCGCCGAGCGCCGCCCGAACAAGGAGAGGAACCGACUUGGGCGGAAGUCGUGACAGAGGGGUUGGGUUAAAUGUGGAAGACACAUUUCAGUUGAAGGCAUUCAGUUGUACAACUGACUAGGUAUCCUCCUUUCCCUAAAAUAAAAAACCCCCACAGAAAACCUUCCUUAAGUUUAUCCUUAGAAUCAACAGAUAAUUGACCAAUGGAAACAACCCUCUAGUCUAGAGCCAAUAGUGUCAGUCUUGGCAGAUUGAACCUCUGUUGUUGUUAAUGUCUGUAAACAGGAAGUGUCCCCGGUUUGUAGGAUGAUGUCAUAUGGCUGAGUCUACCUUUAAGCGGGCUGUACUCUGACAGUACUCCCCAGGUCAUAAAUGGAAUAGACCCCAGCACUCAACCUUAAACUUCGUUCAUCAUCAAGGACAUCAGACUUCAAGAUCCAGACAGAAAAGACUAGCUUUGCUCACUCUUUAAAUGUGGUGACUGUCAUUUCUAUGCAGUUGUUGUGUUGAUAUAUCUCACUUUGUAAAAUGUCUAGGACAGAGUUGAUAUUUCUAGUAAUAUGUUUUGAGAAAAAUGGUGGACAUAUGAUGCAGCUAUCACUGUGUGUACAGUACUUAUGGAAAGUAUUCUCUCCCUUGCACUGUUUUCUAUUACUUGCCUUACAUUUAGAUGGAAAAAUUCAUUAAAUUGGGAUUUUUAUUCACAACAACCUUUCAAAAAAGGUAUUUAUUCACACCCCAGAGUCAAUACUUGGUGGAAGCACUUUCAGCGGCAGUUUUACCCACUUUUUGAAUGUCUCCACCAAAUUUGCUGUCACAGUACUGUCACAGAUUUUGAUGCAGAUUUAAGUCAGAACUGAUACUAGGCUAGGGCACUCAAGCCCCGUUUAUACCUGGUUCAAACAUGCAUCCUGAUCCUGUCCACAUUCUGAUUGUGCCGACAUUUUCAGACAUGCGUCUAUAAACUAUUAAACUGUCUUAUCCGUUGUUGUGACGUGACUAUCAUUAAUGCGAUGACUGUUAUCUUAUCAAAUCAAUGAAUUAUUAUUUAAUUAGUACGUGAUUAAAUUACUCAUGUAACAAUUAACUCAGUAACUUGGGGCACCAGGGGGAAAACAUAUUUUACGAGUUACUAUCUCCCGAAUUAAACUCUUAUAAGAUACAGUUAAAGUCGGAAGUUUAUAUACACUUAGGUUGGAGUCAUUAAAACUCAUUUUUCAACCACUCCACAAAUUUCUUGUUAAGCAAGUCGGUUAGGUCGGUUUUAGCAAGUCGGUUUUAGCAAGUCGGUUAGGACAUCUACUUUGUGCAUGACACAAGUAUUUUUUCCAACAAUUGUUCACAGACAGGUUAUUUCAAUUAUAAUUCACUGUAUCACAAUUCCAGUGGGUCAGAAGUUUACAUACACUAAGUUGACUGUGCCUUUAAACAGCUUGGAUAAUUCCAGAAAAUCAUGUCUUUAGAAGCUUCUGAUGGGCUAAUUGACAUGAUUUGAGUCAAUUGGAGGUGUACCUGUGGAUGCAUUUCCAAGCCUACCUUCAAACUCAGUGCCUCUUUGCUUGACAUCAUGGGAAAAUCAAAAGAAAUCAGCCAAAACCUCAGAAAACGAAUUGGAGACCUCCACAAGUCUGGUUCAUCCUUGGGAGCAAUUUCCAAACGCCUGAUGGUACCACGUUCAUCUGUACAAACAAUAGUACGCAAGUAUAAACACCAUGGGACCACGCAGCCGUUAUACCGCUCAGGAAGGAGACACGUUCUGUCUCCUAGAGAUGAACGUACUUUGGUGCGAAAAGUGCAAAUCAAUCACAGAACAACAGCAAAGGACCUUGUGAAGAUGCUGGAGGAAACAGGUACAAAAGUAUCUAUAUCCACAGUAAAACGAGUCCUAUAUCGACAUAACCUGAAAGGCCGCUCAGCAAGGAAGAAGCCACUGCUCCAAUAAAAAAAGCCAGACUACGGUUUGCAACUGCACAUGGGGAUAAAGAUCGUACUUUUUGGAGAAAUGUCCUCUGGUCUGAUGAAACAAAAAUAUAACUGUUUGGCCAUAAUGACCAUCGUUAUGUUUGUAGGAAAAAGGGGGAGGCUUGCAAGCCGAAGAAUACCAUCCCAACUGUGAAGCACGGGGGUGGCAGCAUCAUGUUGUGGGGGUGCUUUGCUGCAGGAGGGACUGGUGCACUUCACAAAAUAGAUGGCAUCAUGAGGUAGGAAAAGUAUGUGGAUAUAUUGAAGUAACAUCUCAAGACAUCAGUCAGGAAGUUAAAGCUUGGUCGCAAAUGGGUCUUCCAAAUAGACAAUGACCCCAAACAUACUUCCAAAGUUGUGGCUAAAUGGCUUAAGGACAACAAAGUCAAGGUAUUGGAGUGGCCAUCACAAAUCCCUGACCUCAAUCCUAUAGAAAAUUUGUGGGCAGAACUGAAAAAGCUUGUGCGAGCAAGGAGGCCUACAAAUCUGACUCAGUUACACCAGCUCUGUCAGGAGAAAUGGGCCAAAAUUCACCCAACUUAUUGUGGGAAGCUUGUGGAAGGCUACCCGAAACGUUUGAUCCAAGAUCAACAAUUUAAAGGCAAUGUUACCAAAUACUAAUUGAGUGUAUGCAAACUUCUGACCCACUGGGAAUGUGAUGAAAUAAAUAAACGCUGAAAUAAAUCGUUCUCUCUCUACUAUUAUUCUGACAUUUCACAUUCUUAAAACAAAGUGGUGAUCCUAACUGACCUAAAACAGGGAAUUUUUACUUGGAUUAAAUGUCAGGAAUUGUGAAAAACUGAGUUUAAAUGUAGUUGGCUAAGGUGUAUGUAAACAUUGGUCUUAUUCUGGGUUAUUGUCCUGGUGAAAUAUGAAACUCUUAUCCAGGCGUUCAACAGACUGAAUAUGUUUUACCUGGGCUUUGCACCAUUUUUCUUUUGACCCUGCUAAUAUUGUGGAGUGACUCCAAUGUUGUUUAUCUUUUUUUCCCCCAUCUGAGCCAAGGAACUCUAGCUAUUUCACAAUCACCAUGGCCUCGCGGUGACAUUGCAUUACCUUCCUCUCCGGCAGCUCAGUUAGGAUAGAUGGACAGAUCUUUGUGUCGUAUGGGUGAUGUGAUAAAUCAUUCACAGCUUAAUGAUUAACUUGACCCUCUUCUGAUCUGUACUUGCCUAUACAUCUGUUCAUGGAUGUUCUGAAAGCUCCAGGGUAGCUUCGAGGUUAAAUAUUUGCUUGAAAUCUAUUAACCAACUGAGGGACCUUGCAAAGAUGGGUAUUUAUUCUGAAAUAACAUGAACAAAUGUUGUUACACAAAGAGAUGCAAAGGGGGUGAAUAUGUAUGCAUUCAAGCAGAAAUUCAUUUUAGAACAUUUCUACAUUUUGUCUCUCACUUUGAAGAUGUGGUGUAGGAUGUGCAGAUCAGUGAAAAUAAAAUGACAAUGUUAUUCAUUUUUUAUAUUUAACGCAACAUGUGAAAACUGUGCAAUUGAAGUGAAUACUAUUGCCUAUGAUGUUUUUGUACCAUGUUAAAUUGUUUGGUAUAUAUUGUAGAAAAAUAUGAGGAUUCAGAUAUUUUCACUCCUGUGUAACAAGGAAUGGUUGCCAGAAAUGUAUAUGCGCCAACACCACUUUAGAAAUAUGCAACAACACAUUGACAAACAUAGACCAUUGUACUGUAUAUUAAAGUGAUUUUACUUCAAA
This is a messenger RNA of Salvelinus fontinalis (brook trout), 7171 nucleotides long. RefSeq names its product matrix metallopeptidase 23bb (gene mmp23bb). Gene Ontology annotation, molecular function: zinc ion binding; metalloendopeptidase activity. The record is from RefSeq and is a predicted model, not a curated record. The coding region runs from base 1688 to 2878 and encodes 396 amino acids. Gene Ontology annotation, biological process: proteolysis; collagen catabolic process; extracellular matrix organization. Gene Ontology annotation, cellular component: extracellular matrix. NCBI's taxonomy places the organism in Eukaryota, Metazoa, Chordata, Actinopteri, Salmoniformes, Salmonidae. The transcript is spliced from 8 exons.